AAACGUAAAAGUUUUUGUACAUAUAGAAACAAGUAAAAGUUGUUCCCUUUCGAUCGAGUGUGUCGAUUUUUUUUCGUGUAGUUCCUUCUUUUACUGACACACUAUUUAUUGAAACAAACAAUAUACAGCGAAAGAGAGAUAGAAAUUUUUGAAAAAAAAUAUAUAAAAAUACAGAGAACGAAAUCAAUUUGAUUUAUUGUGUUUUGUAAAAAGUGUCGAACAGUUAAAAAAAGAAGAUUGAAAAAAUUGUGUUGAUUUUUUUUAUGUUGAUUCAUUUACCGUUUGUCAUCGAAACGUAUCGACGAUAUACAGAGGAUUUGAAACGAUAAAAAAAGCACACCCAAUUGAGACCUAAUCAGACAGAGAGUACAGCAUAUAAAAGGGUAAAACAUCAUUUCACACGUGAGAGAGCAGCAGCGAAUCUUUCAGCGACAGGUUUUUAUGUCCGAUGUCUAGUGCUGAAGUCAUUGAGAGUUCUGUUGAUCCACCUGCCGCCAAAAAACGGAAGUUGCAAACUAAUAACGCUUCCAGCAACGCAACACCAGCAACAAUGGCGAACAACGGAUCGACUUCGCGUGAAACACCCGGUGAAAUCGAUGAAGGACUCUACUCGCGCCAAUUAUACGUGCUCGGUCACGAUGCAAUGCGUCGCAUGGCCAAUUCAGACAUUCUAAUCUCGGGAUUAGGUGGCUUAGGCGUUGAAAUUGCCAAAAAUAUUAUACUCGGCGGUGUAAAAUCCGUCACACUUCAUGAUACAGUCGCAUGUACGGUGAGCGAUUUAUCAUCGCAAUAUUAUUUGAGCGAAGCAGAUGAAGGAAAAAAUCGUGCCGAAGUGUCGGUUAAACAAUUGGCCGAAUUGAAUAAUUAUGUACCGGUACGGGUACAUACAGGCGAACUCACUGAGCCAUUUAUCAAACAAUUCCGCGUUGUUGUGCUCACUGAAACUGCAAACGCUGAACAGGAUCGCAUCGCAGCAAUUACACAUGAUAAUAAUAUUGCUUUGAUUAUCGGUCAAACGCGCGGAUUAUUUGCACAAAUAUUCUGCGAUUUUGGUGAGAGUUUCACCAUUUAUGAUGACAAUGGUGCACAACCCGUAUCAAAUAUGGUGGCCAGCAUCACCAAGGAUACAGACGGUAUUGUGACAUGCUUGGAUGAGACCCGACACGGACUUGAAGAUGGCCAAUAUGUUACAUUCUCUGAGGUUGAAGGAAUGACAGAGUUGAAUGGCCAUGCUCCGAUUAAAAUAAAAGUACUUGGUCCAUACACGUUCAGCAUUGGCGAUACAGCAAAUUUUGGCACCUAUAUUCGUGGUGGAAUUGUUACACAGGUGAAAAUGCCGAAACAAUUAUCGUUCAAAUCGUUGGCCGAAGCGAAAAAGAAUCCUUCAUAUGUCAUAACCGAUUUUUCAAAAUUCGAAACGCCCGAUCAAUUGCAUUUGGCAUUUGAAGCAUUGGAUGAAUUUGUGGUGCAAAAUGGCCGUUUACCUGCCCCAUGGUCGGAAAAAGAUGCUAAAACAUUUUUAAAUUUGGCCACCAUACGUAAUGCCGAUAUAACUGUCGAUGAAAAAUUAUUGUCGACAUUUGCAAAGAUUUGCGCUGGUGAAUUGUGUCCAGUAAAUGCGGUCAUCGGUGGUACGAUGGCUCAAGAGGUGCUUAAAGCAUGUUCGGGUAAAUUUACACCGAUUCAACAAUAUUUGUACUUUGAUGCCAUCGAAUGUUUGCCGGAAAAUGAUUUAACUGAAGACGAUUGCAAGCCAAUUGGUUCACGAUACGAUAAACAAAUUGCCGUUUUUGGCAAACAAUUUCAAGAGAAUCUCGGCAAUAUGCGAUAUUUCAUUGUUGGUGCCGGCGCCAUCGGUUGUGAGCACUUGAAAAAUUUCGCAAUGGCCGGCAUUGGUGGUGGCAGCAAAGGUGAAAUCAUUAUCACCGACAUGGACCUCAUUGAAAAAUCAAAUCUCAAUCGUCAAUUCUUGUUCCGGCCUCAAAAUGUACAACAAUCGAAAGCACAAACUGCCGCCAAAGCAAUUCGUGCAAUGAACAAGGACAUCAAUGUUACAGCACAUGAGAAUCGAGUUGGUCAAGAGACCGAAAACGUUUACAAUGAUGAAUUUUUCGAAAAAUUGGAUGGCGUUGCCAACGCAUUGGAUAACAUGGAUGCUCGUAUUUAUAUGGAUCGACGUUGCGUAUUCUAUCGUCGAAUGCUCAUCGAUUCUGGCACUUUGGGCACAAUGGGAAAUGUUCAGGUUGUCGUUCCAUUUGUCACCGAAUCGUAUAGUGCCACCCAAGAUCCACCAGAAAAAAGCAUUCCGAUUUGUACAUUGAAAAACUUCCCAAAUGCAAUUGAACACACAUUGCAAUGGGCUCGCGACGCAUUUGAAGGUGCAUUUAAUAAAAAUGCUGAAAAUGCAUCACAAUACAUUUCCGAUCCAACAUUUGUCGAUCGUAUUUUAAAAUUGCCAGGAGUUCAGCCACUUGAGAUUUUGGAAACGGUUAAAGUUGCUUUAAUCGAUGAAAGACCAAAAGAUUUCUUCGAUUGUGUGAAAUGGGCACGAAAUUAUUGGCAAGAAUCGUAUUCGAAUCAAAUUAGUCAAUUGUUGUUCAAUUUCCCACCGGAACAGACAACAGCAACUGGCCAACCAUUUUGGUCGGGUCCAAAACGUUGCCCAAAACCGCUUACCUUCGAUGUAAAUGAUCCAAUGCAUUUGGAUUACGUGUAUGCGGCCGCCAAUUUAAAGGCUCAAUCGUAUGGAAUUACUCAAGUGCGUGAUCGUCAAACGGUUAUUGAUAUAUUAGGAACCGUUGAAGUGCCCGAAUUCACACCAAAAUCUGGUGUUAACAUCGCUAUUACGGACGCAGCAAUGCAAGCUGAACAUAACAAUGGCGAAGGUUUAGACGAAUCACGUGUUCAAUCGAUCAUUUCGCAAUUACAGAAUCUAGGCAAAAUUGAUUUCACAAUUACACCACUAGAAUUCGAAAAAGAUGACGACAACAAUUUGCAUAUGGAUUUCAUUGUGGCAUGCUCGAAUCUGCGAGCCACCAACUACAGUAUUCCAACCGCUGAUCGUCAUACAUCGAAAUUGAUUGCUGGUAAAAUUAUACCGGCAAUCGCAACGGCAACAUCUGUUGUGUCUGGUUUAGCAUGCUUAGAGGUCUAUAAACAUGCACAAGGCUACAAGUCCGUUGAUCGCUUUAAGAAUUCAUUCUUCAAUUUGGCAUUACCAUUGAUGACAUUCUCCGAGCCGAUCAAAGCAGCCAAACAAAAGUACUAUGACAUCGAAUGGACCGCCUGGGAUCGAUUUGAAGUUGCUGGCGAAAUGACAUUAACCGAAUUUCUUGAUUACUUCAAAACUCAACAUCGAUUGGAGAUCACAAUGUUGUCGCAAGGUGUUUCUAUGCUUUAUUCAUUCUUUAUGCCAAAAGCAAAAUUAACCGAGCGAUCGAAUAUGCCGAUGUCAGAGGUUGUAAAAAAAGUCUCAAAACGAAAACUUGAGCCUCACGUUCGUGCGCUCGUUUUUGAAAUUUGCUGCAAUGACAUUGACGGCGAAGACGUUGAGGUGCCCUACGUUUGUUAUACACUCCCAUAAAAUCGACGGCGUACGCGCUCCCAUUAUCAACAACAAGCGCCCGACAAACGACUGAGAGAAAGAAAACGGAAAAAAACAACAAUCACCGAUCAUUGAAAACAAUAAACAGGAAGAAAGAAAAUGAAGUAGAAAAUGAAAGGAAGAUGAAAAUGCUAACGAUUAUCAAUUUUGAAAGUUCGAUAUUGAUUAUGUGAAUUGAAAAUAAGUUGAUUGAAGCAAAAAAAAAACAGAGUAGCAUAAUGAAAAAAUGAAAACAAACAACCACUUUAAGAGAAAUAAAACAAUAAUUAAAUGAAAACAACAACAACAACAAUUAAAAAUAAUAUCGUAUUUAAGUAAGAGGAUGAGAGACGUAAGCACGAUGAGUAAAAUAUUCUUAAGACCAGUAAUAAGGGAUCAGAUUUAAAAUGAAAUGAAUGAAAAUCGCUACGCAAUCUGAAGCAUCAUGUGCUUUUUCUACCGUUACUUUUUGUCGUAAUUGACAUAAAGUUAGCGAGCGCGGUUGAUCGGGGGGUUGUGUAAACAUAUGUGUGGUAGAGUCUCAAACAGCGAUUUCUUUCCUUUUUUGUAGCGUUUCUGCAUAAUCUAAUUGUAAACAUACAAUUUUGUUUUAUCUCAAUGUUAAGAUACAUAUACAUACGACAGUCGGAGAGAGAAGGAGAGAACAAGAGUUAUGAAGGGAGAUUUUUACUUAAAAAAAAUUAACAACAACACCCAAAACACAUCCACACAAAUACGAGCGUGUGUUGAACAGAGUAAAUUGUGAAAUAAUAAUCAAUUUGUAAAUGAUAAGCAUUCGUCUUAUUAAUUCAAUUUAAAAAAAAAUUAUUAUAAUAAUGAUAAAAUCAAUAUACAUUUGUUAUUAUCUCAAUCACACAAACAAAACCCAUGCACACACAAACACACACAUAAUAACAACCCAGAUAUUGCAAUUAUGUCUGUCUCCUUUUUUUUGUGCUGAUACAUAUUCUCAUGAUUUUCAUAACCAAUCGAAAUUGAGAGACAUAACAAUUCACAUUAAACAAAAUUGAUAAACCAAAAUUCGAAUCAAAUUCAAUAAAAUCAAACAAAAUCGAUAAAAUUA
Messenger RNA from Contarinia nasturtii (swede midge), 4667 nucleotides. RefSeq names its product ubiquitin-like modifier-activating enzyme 1 (gene Uba1). Gene Ontology annotation, biological process: protein sumoylation. NCBI's taxonomy places the organism in Eukaryota, Metazoa, Arthropoda, Insecta, Diptera, Cecidomyiidae. The transcript has 6 exons. Gene Ontology annotation, molecular function: SUMO activating enzyme activity. Gene Ontology annotation, cellular component: cytoplasm; SUMO activating enzyme complex. Bases 449 to 3583 code for a protein of 1044 amino acids. The record is from RefSeq and is a predicted model, not a curated record.